Molecule: messenger RNA, 648 nt
Organism: Melampsora larici-populina 98AG31
Lineage: Eukaryota; Fungi; Basidiomycota; Pucciniomycetes; Pucciniales; Melampsoraceae
Exons: 1
Coding region: 1-648 (215 amino acids)
Source: RefSeq, a predicted model, not a curated record
AUGAAAUCUUGUGGCAUUGUUACUUUGGUUUUUCUUGUAGCGGUGUACAUUCAUGCGCCUAAAGUGGAAGGUUCGCAAUUGUUCGUCAAACGAGCAAACAACGAUCAAAGUAAUCUCGACGUAUUCUGUGCGGCGACUGGUGGAGACCCUUUGAAACAAAAGCCCACUUGCAAGAAAACGGGCACUAGUUCAAAGGAGCCGCAACUUAUAUGCACUAAAGUGGACUCAAAGUCAACAACAGCCCCAGCAGGCGCAACAGCCAGAGGUGAACUUGGAUGUAGUGACAAAGCGAAACUUGAAAUCAAAUUCAAAGAUUGUGAUAAAAGUGGAAAGAAACCAACCAAGCUCUUUUGUGAAUUGUCUGCAAUUCCGAUCUCUUGCAAAAAAGGUGCUGCAGCAACUCCUGUUGUUAACCCACCUUCGGUCUUAUGUGUUACGAAGGGUACAAAACCAACUUCAUCAAAAGCUCAAUGUGUACCAUCAAAGGAAGAUCCGACUGGCAAGUUUACUGGCACAAUCCAAUGCAACAAGAAAGAAACAAUGACUUUUGUAGGUAGCAAUUCCAAAAAUCCCUGUAACGACAAAGCUGGUCAGGGAAUUCUGUUUUGUACUCCUCCUACUGAUCCUAAUAAAGCUGUGAGACAAUGA